Bursaphelenchus xylophilus (pine wood nematode) is the source of this 1749-nucleotide messenger RNA. NCBI's taxonomy places the organism in Eukaryota, Metazoa, Nematoda, Chromadorea, Rhabditida, Aphelenchoididae. The record is from the annotation of a GenBank genome assembly.
AUGGCAGAUUUCCCUAAAACAAUGUCGAAAACGGCUUUGAUCAUUGCUUCUGAUGGAAGCGAGGACAUCGAACUAACUGUGGUCAGCGAUGUGCUGCGGCGGGCGAAUGUUGAAGUAAGUUUUUUCAUAGUUUUUGUUUUGGUUUUAGGUUGCCAUGGAGCAGAUAAUGUUUCGAAGAAUUUGGUCGAAAUAUAGAAGCUGACCUUCUUAAAACCAGUUUGAGUACCAAGAGCCGCUUUUUUUGAUCCUUUUGAUAUGUAGUUUGCUUAGUUUUGACCCCAAAAUUCUAUCAUUAUUCUAGAUUUUUCAUCACCUUACGAUUUUGUGACGGAUAAUGUAGAAAAAUGCUCCAAAACUGCAAUUUUUACCAAAAUAUACCCUAGAAAAAUGUAAUAGGAGAUACACAGGGAUAAAUCAAUUAUUUUUAGGUGACAAUCGCCUCUCUCCAAAACAAACCAACGAUUGAAUUGGCCAGAAAGCUCAAGAUCAAUGUGGAUAAAUUGCUAAAUGAGGUAAAAGACACCGAAUUCGAUGCGGUGAUUCUUCCAGGAGGUCAGCCGGGAAGUGAUAAUCUUGCUGCGGUGAGUUUUUCGAUAUCUUUUUGACUUUUGUGUUUAGGAUGCGACCGUCGGAGAGGUCUUGCGUCGCCAUGAAGCUGCUGGCAAGAUUGUGGCCGCUAUUUGUGCUGCUCCAAUUGCAUUCAAGGCCCAUGGUAUUGCCAAAGGAGGCGUUCUCACUUCGUAUCCAAGUUUUGGAGAUCGAUUGAAGGAGGGUGGUAAGUUGAUAUUCUAGUGGUUAUCAAGUUAACAUAAGAUUGACAGAAUUCGAAAUGGUGGAUUUUUUCAGGUUACCAGUAUUCAGAGGAUCGUGUAGUGGUCUACAAGUCGGUUGUGACCAGUCGUGGACCUGGUACCGCGUUUGACUUCGCGCUUAAAAUCGUUCAGCUGUUGGCUGGAGACGAGGUGGCCCAAAAAGUUAGAUCAGCCAUGUUGCUGUAAAAACUGGUCGAAAAUAUUUAUCAGAUUUCAAUAUUUUUAUAGUUAGAUUGUAUAAAAACUUAUUUUACUUUAUAUUUCACAGAUUUUCAAAAUAUAUUCGGGCGCAGGCUGCGGGAAUAAAACCUUGGUAAAGAUCCGCAUAAUCUACCCCAAUUGCCGUGGAAUACAAUACAGGGUGGUCCAGCUAAGUUCGCGGAUGUAAAAUGCUUAUAACUUUUUAUAAGAUUGUUCAAUUUUUAUGAGCAAUAGCUCGUUUUAUUCCUUAGUAGUUGCCAUUUUGUUUAAAAAAAAGAUCAUUAAAAAUGAUCACUCCUACGUCGAGUUAUGACCCUUCAAAGUCAAACAUGCUUUUUCACGUAAAUUUUUAAAAAAAUUUAAUUUUCAAAAAUUUUUGAAUUGCGGUGUCACCGCUCGCUGUUACCGGGAAAUGAUGGUGAACAGAGCGAUCCCAGCUAUGCAAAAUUGGCCCAAUUUUGCCAGUCUUCGGUAUUCUUCCAUAAUUUGGCGCCUCAUUUGUUCAUCCUGGCGAACUCGUUUCACCUCUUCUUCGAUUACGCGCUUCAAUUCCACGUCUUUGGGCGCCAAUCCUUGAUGAAAAUCCGCUGUUUUAAGAACCCCCAAUUGGAGAAAUCUAGCGGAGUUAGAUCAGGUGAACGCGGGGGCCAAGCAAUUGGAGCUGGUUGCCGCGCAGAUCCCCGGCCCAUCCAACGACCUGGAAAAACCUGGUCAAGGAGUUGACGGACCGCUAUAG